ACGCCUAAUCUUUCACCCACAAGGAAUCUCAGCCUUAAUUACGGAUUUCAAAGAAUUCCAUAAGCGUAAUACUGUCCGAUUUGUCAUUACUAUGACGGAACAGAAAAUGCAACAGGCUGAAGCUGAAGGAUUUCAUAAGGCUUUUCAACUUCAAACUACACAUUCCCUGAAACCCACAUUGCUGUACGAUUCCAAUGGCUCUCUGAGAAUGUACGGCUCGGCUAACGAAGUUUUGAAAGCGUUUUUUUAAGUUCGCCUUGGCUUAUACGGAAAAAGAAAAGAGUACUCAACCGAUCUGAUUCAAGCUCAGUCUAAAUAUCUCACGAAUCAAUCAAAAUUCAUACGCGAAGUGUGUGAUAAUGUCUACAAUUUCAACUUUAAAGAGACUUAUUUUGUUAUUUGUUUUGGUGGAGCAGCUGCGCCAGCGAGGCUACGAUCCGAAUCCAAUUCUGAUUUGGAAAAGGAAAGUAGGUCUAAAUGCGGAAGUGGCCAAGAUUGGUAAAUUCGAUUAUUUGCUCGCCUUUUUGAAGCCUCCCUACUCGGAUCUACGUGGAUCAAAAGAAGAGCUGAUGAAGAAUCGAGAAAACUGCUUAAAACGAUUUGACGUUAUCUUGAAAAAGUCACCGGUGGAAUUGUGGUGUGACGAUCUGGCGGCUUUUUCGGUGGCCUUUAAGAAGAUCGAAGAUGAUGAGCAGAAAGAGCUUGCGUCCAUCGCCGAAUCUCGUCGCGAAGAGAAGAAAUCUCGCCAGGAUUCCGACUCGGAUGACGCUCCUAAACCAUCUGCAAAGAAAGCCAAUCUUCGUUUUAACUGAAUUCAAUUUUCAUUUAUAGACCACUCCUGCGCCUUGCGCGAUUAUCCCCAACCCCCUUUUUUGUAGUUUGGUUUUCUUUUUUUUUCGAUGGGAAAAAUUUGAUUGAUUUGAUUUUGUAGCCAUUUUCAGAAGGAUACAAAAAGAAAAAAAAACGGUACAUUCCUAGGUUCCUAAUCAUUUAUUUUAACUCAUUAAUUUUAACCACUUGUAGGUGCUUCAUCGUCCUGUGCAACUCGUUCUCUCCUGAAAUGCAACCAACCAACAGCUAAUCCUAAUUCCCCUGUUGAUAAUGGCGCAUUAGCGAUGAAAGGUAUGGCCGCAGAUCAUCUUAACCACACAAGAUCUCCUCCUGGAUCAUUUAACCUAGCACAGCCUUAAAGUUGCUCACCAAGAACUGAACCUAUUAAACGUAUCCGUCUUCAAGCUUUUCCUACCCCUGGUACAUAUUGUACCGUCCGUCACUCUCAUCAGAAACCACAAACAUUUAUCAAACGAAUCCUGUUACGGCAUCCACUCCCAUUUUACGCGAAGUUAUUUCUCUUUCGCAUCAAACUACCUAGCUUUUUCUGCUACGAAUGCAUCUCUCCGAAGUCAUUGAACCAACUAUAAGGCCAUUAUUGUUAGAAAUUCCUCUUCUGCUGAUCUUUCACGACAAAAAUUCGUUUCCUAGAGCAUAAACUUGUGCCGUUUUUUUCAUAGAAACUGUUCAUGCUAGCUUCACUGGGAGCGAUCCCUUAAUAGGAGCCGUCAAUGAGAACGUAAAAGUAACCGCCUCAAAGAAACAA
Molecule: messenger RNA, 1597 nt
Organism: Daphnia pulicaria
Lineage: Eukaryota; Metazoa; Arthropoda; Branchiopoda; Diplostraca; Daphniidae
Product: DNA topoisomerase 2-like
Exons: 2
Coding region: 360-812 (150 amino acids)
Molecular function (GO): ATP binding; DNA binding; DNA topoisomerase type II (double strand cut, ATP-hydrolyzing) activity
Source: RefSeq, a predicted model, not a curated record